Messenger RNA from Chenopodium quinoa (quinoa), 2796 nucleotides. RefSeq lists its product as uncharacterized. The transcript is spliced from 6 exons. Gene Ontology annotation, cellular component: endosome; trans-Golgi network. The coding region runs from base 205 to 855 and encodes 216 amino acids. The record is from RefSeq and is a predicted model, not a curated record. NCBI's taxonomy places the organism in Eukaryota, Viridiplantae, Streptophyta, Magnoliopsida, Caryophyllales, Amaranthaceae.
GCUACGAGGAUUGUUUUGGUCCUUCAAUUGAUAUAAUGUACAACCGGGUGUAUCUUUUACGGUUAUACCAAUUGAGUCUCAUCUUCAAUGACAGUCUUGAGUACUUGACUCAGUGUUGAAAUUUUUAAUCAGAGUAUUACGCCAUAACCAAAACCUUCAACCUGAAAACAGUGAAAUCACUCAGAAAAUAGGCAUGCGCCAAACAUGGUGAGUCCAAGAAGAAACCUAAGUUCAGACAAUUCUUUUCAAUUCCAAUCAAAUUCUCUCUCCUCAAUCCUGAAUUUGUUGAAAAAGCCUCAAGCUUUUCCUGUUUUACUCUUAAUCUUCCUUUUUCUCACUUGGGUUUCUCUCAAAUUUCACAACCCUUCUCAUUUCUCUCCUGUUCUUCAAAAUCCUCAAAGAUGGAGUAAAGAAGAAGACUUUAAAGCUAAUUUGGUUAGGUUUCUUCCUUCUAAAUUGGCUAAAGAUAAAAGGGGUUGGUUGCUUAAUCCUGUUUCUGCUGCAAAUGAUGCUGGUAUUAAUGGUGGGGCACUGUUCUGUGCUACAGUUCAUGUUGGUGAAAUCCGACCCGGAGGAAUUCGAGGGAAUCACAGACACUAUACUAGCAAUGAGACAUUCAUCAUUUGGGGUGCUCAUAUAAAGUUUAGGCUGGAGAACAGUCAAGUAGCUGAUAAGGGUUAUGCUGAAGUGGUAAUUGGUGCAGAUGAGGUUGCUGUUGCAGCUAGCCCAAGAGGGAUAGCCCAUGCACUGGUGAAUGUAGAUCCGAUAAGGACAGCAUUCCUUUUGGGAUGUCAAGAUGAAAUUGUUAACUAUAACAGCUCGAACACUGCUUAUAAUAUCUGGAAUGAUCUUUAACUUUGCCACUUUAUUUUGUAAAUUCUGUCCUGAUUUUUUUUUUUAAUCUUUUAUAGCAUGUCAUUAGCUCUAAGGGCAUCUCUCAUUUUGUGAUCUUUGUCAGGAUGUUUCACUCGUUGGUUUUUGCUAUCUUUUUGGUGGUUUGCUUUAUAUGGGUGAAUUUGUAACAGUGAUUUACUUAUAUUGAUUUAUUGCAAAAGAUUACUGGUUUCGGAUCUCCAAAUCUUGCUUUCUUUUUUGUAUAAUUGUUCUGUUUUGUGGAAUAUAUUCUAGAUUCUACUGUAUUAGAUCUUCGAUUGGGUGGUGGGGGAAGGGGAGCAAAUAGAACCUUUUAGCAAAUUUAUUACUAUAAACUACUGUAUUUGAAGUAUUCAAUUGAGAAGCAUUUGAGCUUUUAUAUGAUACGGAGUAAUAUAAAAUGAAUUUGCAUCUCCCUUUUGCUGCUCUGUAACUGAUCUAAUUAUUUAUUACAUAUACCACAAAAGCUCAUUUGUAUACAAAAAAUCUCCCUUAUGUAGUGAAGAAUAUUUCCUUUGAUCCCGCUACUUAAGAUCUUAUUUAACAAAAGCUUAUUUGCUUUCAUUUGGUAAGGCGCUUAUGCUGAGGCAUGGGGAUGUUAGGUAGUGUGCAUAAGACGCCUUACCAAAUGAAAGAUGCUCAUUCAUGUAAAAAGCAAAUAAGCUUUUGGUAAUGUGCAUUGUUCCAGUACCGAAGUGCAGCUGUGUGGGGUCCCAUAACGGAUCUAACUUGGAUGUGAAAGAUGCUCUUUCAUUGAGUUGGAUUCCGACCCAGCAACAUUGACUGUUGCACUUAGCUCCUUGUGAUAUCCAUGGAGGCCAACAUUAAGAAAGCUAUGGUAUUAUUGUUCAAGAGGCUGAGCCUGGGACACGGCAUUCUGUUCUCUUCAGUGGAUGUUGGACUUCUUUCAAUUCAGAAGAUUGACUUAAGAGUCAAUGACACAAUCCUACUCUAUGAUGUUGACUGAUUCUGGUGCCAACAUCAGCGUUGCCUUAAUCCAAUGCUCCAGUAGGCAAAAUACGAGGAUCUCCUGUUUUUCCACUUUAGUGGUCAUUGUACACAAAUUCCUUCAGAAGAUGGUGACAAAUUGUUGGAAAGAAUUGCACGAUGAUUUCAACCUUAUCUUUGAUACGAGCCUACUGCUAAGCCGUUCUGUUGAGAUUUGAGAACAGGAGAUUUCAAUGGGCAUGGCCAAAUAGGUUGUUGGAGUAGUUUUGGGGCACCUACAGAUGCUGUCCAUUUGAUGCUUAGGAAGCAUGAGAACAAUCAGCAACCACCACUCUUCAUAUUGGUAAGGGAGAGGUUGAAGCUACAAAUAUUUGCUCAGCAUCUGUGCUUGUACUGCUGUGAUAAAAGUUGUCCUAUUACUUUCAGGGCCAAACUGCUUAAGGUCGCCUGCUGAUGUUCGGUUGUACACCCAUUCGAUGCUCAAGCCGAAGGGGAGUUGAGUCUACUAGUUGGUGAUACUGUUGUGGUGCAGCAGGUAUGUUCUUCAAUUGGUGGUGGUUUAAUAUCAGUCACUUCGCACAUGUAGUCAUGCAUAUUACUGUAAUGGUUAUUGAUUAACAACUUGAUUUUUGUGUGGUGCUUUGUUUGCCUCCAAUGCAAUGGUAAGACAGGAUGGCUUCCUUCGCGUUACUUACAAAGGUUGGAUGAAGUUUCAGAAGGCAACAUAUCCUGGGCAAACCUUUAGCAGCAAUAGUUUCUAAUUACCACUUAAUUUUUGCUGUAAAAUAACUUGUAUAGCUUAUUGUUUUUUCAUAUAAUAUUCAGUGUCUUUUAUAGAAAGGAUCACAAUAUUAAGUAGAGAAAUUGUACAAAUUCAUGGGUUUUAAGUUUUGGUGUUGUCUAAACAUUGUGUAGCACAUAAUCUAUGUACCAAUGGUAUAUAAUUAUAAAUUCAGAGACAAUUUUUAAAAGAUA